AUGUUUCACGCGUUUGGCAACGCAACGCAGGUCCCUCCGGCGAGCUGGCGUGACGAGCCCGCGACACGCGGAACCUUCAACAUACUCAGCAGUUGCCUCAUAACUCUUGGACUGUGUCUGUGGACCGCGUUACAUCUCAAUAUCCCACGUCACAAUGAGGGCGCAUGGGUGACCCCAAUGCGCAAAGCUUCCUGGCUCCUGCUCGGUCUCCUGGCACCUGAGAUGAUUGCGUAUACCGCUUGGUACCAACGGCAAGCCGCGCUCAAUUUGACCGCCGUUGCGAAGCGCAGGCUGGGCCAACCUCUUGAAGGAUCCAUCAUCCAGAAACUCGCAGCCUUCUUCCGCCGUAGCGAUCCACCUGAUAAGAGUGAAAUGGAAGACAAUCAGACUGCCACCCCGACGGUCAAGCGACACUAUCAGUGGACCACAGUUCACAGCUUCUAUACCAACAUGGGCGGUUUUGUCUUCGACACCACGGAGGUGGACGCCAAAUUUUUGCCGAACUCUCGAGAACGACUGACACUUACACCUCGUGGCUUACUCUAUAUUCUGGAGCACGAACCCGACCUGAUUCCCGAUAUUUCCGAAAAGCAAAUCUGGGACAAGAGCAAAGCUGGAAAUCUAGCCAAAACCCUUAUAUGCUUGCAGGCAAUUUGGUUCUGCGUCCAAUGCAUUGUUAGAUUUGCCCAAGGCCUUGCAAUCAGCUUACUCGAGCUGAAUGUCUUUUGCCAUGCUAUUUGUGCGUUACUCAUGUACAUCUUGUGGUGGGAUAAGCCUAUGGACAUUGAAGAGCCCACUGCGCUACGUGGAAAGGUGGUCAGAGAGAUGUGCGCCCUGAUGUGCAUGCGAAGCUCCGAUGGUCACUCAUCUGGCUGCACAGAACUCCCCCACGGAGUGAGAUACGGCAGCGCAAGCGACCGCAACAUUGCCGAGGCAUAUGUCUCAAACGAUGAGAAACGUCCAACAAGCAUAUUGAAGAUGCUUUUACUUGCUGUUUCCUUUCCUGUUCUUCUCUGUUUGGGCAUUGUACUCUAUGUACUCCUUCCUUUUUAUGGUUUAUUUAGAAUUUGUAAGGGAGUGGUGCAGCUUUUUGGUGGCAAACAUAUCGAGAAACCAGAUCUACUGGGCCACCGCAGAACGCUAGAGUGCCGCCUCAAAUGGACUGCACCCAGAUCUGUGGAUGGCCAACUCGAAGGUGCCGACAAUGAUGAGUCUUUCCCUGUCGACCUCACCCAUUCGUCGGCGGACGCUUCAGAGUUUGAAGGUAGAACGAUUUCUCCUCCUUCAUCAACACCGGCAGGCAUAGUAGACCACGGCGUGUACGUAACAGGCAACAAAGCCACUCAAAGCCCACAAGCUCCUCCACAAUCGAUUUCCACAAGUCACAUCGAUGGUAUCAGCCUGGCGCUCGGUAAAUGGAGCCAGGGGGCGUUCUUUCCCUGGCAACCAACACCCGACCACACUCCAACAUCUAUCAAUCUCUCCGCCACGGACGUUGCCCGCUGGCGGCUUUGUGCCAGUGCUCUGCAGCGUUAUUGCCCAUCAACUCAGCGGCUACAAGAAGACGGCACUGAUAGCCAUCAGGACUUUCCUGCCCACCAAUCUGUUUGCGAUCGUUCCCCGGAUUGGCCGUUAUCGGAUUACCUUUCAUGUGCGGGAGAUGGUAGAAAACCAGUGACUGCUAUCUUGGUUGGCUUCUCUAUCGCUGGCCUCGCCUAUGGAGGCCUCCACCUACUCGCCUGGGACGCCCCCUUUUCCUCACAACUCGAACACAAUUUGUGGCGCAUUUCUGGGAUCAUUCUCGCAUGCUCGGGCAUGGUUUUCACCAUUGGAUUCCUCUUACGGAAAUGGAUGAUCAGAAGCGGCUUGACGAAGUUCCGCAAGAAGCUGAGAACUCAGCCCGGACGGCUCAACCUAGUUGGACAUUUUAUUUCCGUCAUCGUUAUUGUCGCUCCAGUCUAUGUGGUGUGUGGCGUGUACAUUGGUGCAAGAGGAAUAUUUGGUCGUGGAAUCUUUCAUCCAGCUGGUGCACUUGCCGGACACAGCGUAUCUGUUGCCAAAAUGGUCGCAGUAUUUCCCGCAUAUCUCGUAGGUUUAUUGACGAGUCAAAUGUCAUUCUAG
Messenger RNA from Exophiala bonariae, 2121 nucleotides. RefSeq lists its product as uncharacterized. The record is from RefSeq and is a predicted model, not a curated record. Bases 1 to 2121 code for a protein of 706 amino acids. The transcript has a single exon. Lineage: Eukaryota; Fungi; Ascomycota; Eurotiomycetes; Chaetothyriales; Herpotrichiellaceae.